CCGAUGCGUCUUCAAGCUUUGACCACCCUCACUACUGCUGCUUUCGCUGCUGCAGCACCAUUCAAGGCUCGCCAAGAAGAACCAAAGGUACCAAACGUUACCGUUAUCGCUACUGGUGGUACUAUUGCUGGUGUCGGCUCAACUUUCGACACCACAGGUUACAAAGCUGGUGUUAGACCAAUUGUAGACAUACUCGGCGAUAUUCCAGAUAUCGAGACACGCGCCAAUGUAUCUACAAUCCAAUACAGCAACUUGGCUUCAGAAGCAAUCGUUUCUACUGACAUGGUUGCUAUUGCUAAGCUCGUAAAUAACCUUCUUUGCGCACCAGACGCAGAUCAAGAUGGUGUUGUUAUUACUCAAGGUACAGACACCACUGAGGAAACCGCAUUCCUCCUCGAUUCUCUCAUCAACUGCAACAAGCCAGUCGUUGUUACUGCUAGUAUGCGUCCAGGUACUGCUGUUAGCCCAGACGGCCCAGGUAACCUCCUCGACGCCAUCACACUCGCUGGUUCCGAAACCGCAAAGGACAGAGGCGCUAUGGUUGUUUUGAAUGACAAGAUUCAAUCGGCCUUCUACACUAGCAAGAUGCAAGCAAACAACAUGAACGCUUUCUCAGAAGAGAACGCAGAAAUCGGUGGUUUCCUUAACUAUGAGCCAUACUUCUAUUACACCGCUUCACAGCCAUUCUUUAAGAAAACUUUCAACCUUGAUGAAACACUCAAGAAGAACGAUACUGCUCUUCCAAAGGUCGAUGUCAUCUAUGGCUCACAAGACUUUGACACCAACCUUUUGAUUGCUGCAGUAGCUGCUUCAGACGCCAAGGGUAUUGUAAUCCAAGGUGUUGGUGAGGGUAGCAUUCCAACUUUCGCUGAAGACACUAUCAACUCAAUUGUCGAACAAGGUAUCCCAGUUGUCGUUAGUGCUAAGCCAGUUUACGGUGCAGCAGCUCCAAAGGAAGAUGCCUCAGAAGCAUCAUACAUCAAAUCUGGCUUCGUAAAGGCUGCCCAAGCUAAGAUCUAUUUAGAGCUCGCAUUGGCCAACGACUACUCAAUGGACGACAUCAGAACGCUCUUUGAAGGUGACUUGCGUUCAUCAAUCUUCCACCAAUAAAUUAUAGACAAAUAGAUGGAA
Wallemia mellicola CBS 633.66 is the source of this 1131-nucleotide messenger RNA. Its product is annotated as L-asparaginase, type II. The transcript is spliced from 4 exons. The record is from RefSeq and is a predicted model, not a curated record. Lineage: Eukaryota; Fungi; Basidiomycota; Wallemiomycetes; Wallemiales; Wallemiaceae. Gene Ontology annotation, molecular function: asparaginase activity. Bases 4 to 1110 code for a protein of 368 amino acids.